CACGGCAAUAACUUUUAUUCGAUAAUACUCGAUACUAUCCUGUAUUCAUUAAGGCUGGAAAGCAAUCGGAGCAAGGUCCGAAGCCAUGGAGACCACUCAGAAUGGGAAGUUAACAUUCGGCAUUGAAAUUGAGAUCCAUAUUCCGGUCCUUCAAGCACCGGAGCAUGACUCCGUGCAGGAGCGGCUAGGCUUUCCCUCCGAUGAUUGGUAUAAGAGGAACUGUCUGUUCUAUAGCUCCAAGGAUGGCAGAAAAAUACCCGUCGUUCGAGAUGACGUGAAGGUCAGCUCGGAAGCUCGUCGAUUUGUAUGGGAUCAGCUUCUCGUGCUUUUCAAAGAGACGAUUGAAAGGCCUGCCUCAGGCUGUAGCGCUCAAGAUAUUGAAGUUGUUACUGCGGAGACCGAGCACCCAAGGGCCACUUUCGAGCCUUUGGAGGCUACGAGCAGCACAUUGAACAUGGAGAACAACGUAUUGGGGAAUUUCAUCGAUGGGCAUUUCGAAGUUUAUGAAAAAUGGACUGUCUGCAAGGACGAGAGCGGUUGUUGGUAUCGGGGAUCUGACGGUAGUUUGUUUCAAGAGGCCAAACUACCACCCGUAGGCCCACAGCGCUACUCUUGGUUCAGCAUUGAAAUCAAAAGCAAAGUAUACGAGGAGCUUUCCGCCUUGGAGGAUGGCCUGAAGAAGGUUUGCGAGCGAAUUCGCUCGCGAUUCCUAGUUUCUGUCAAUUGCGGCCGCAAACAUAACAUGUCAAGUGUUCACGUUCACGUUGGCAGAACAGGGUAUUGGAAUCCAAAUUAUGAACCUUUCAACUUGGUUUCGGCCAAAAAGGCGGCCACUAUCAUGUAUCUUCUGGAGCCAGCCCUGAUGGAAAUGCACGCGUCUUGGAAGUCGAAGAAUUAUCGAUACGCCGCACUCCUUCGAGGUUAUACCCAUCUUGGGGAAUUGUGCACACCUUCGAUAGACGUCAAUAGUCCAGACCUACCUAUUGACGCGGAAAUGAACCCAGAGGAUACGGCAUAUGAGCCAAAUGAUUUCGACCUGAGUCGCGCUCAACUUGGUAACAUGCAGUUAUGCUUGGGCAUGGGAAUGCCUCCCGGAAGACAUAAAUCCUCAACUGAGCUGAUCUGGGGAGCCAAUGGCCUGACUCAAUUAGCUUGGCUUUUAUCAUGCCGUGAAGGAAGUCGACGAGGAGCACUCGCACUCCACGGCUUGAUUACGACUAGAAAAGACGUCAUAAAGUCCAGGCGCUUGAAUACCAUCGAGUUCCGCCAUAUGCAAGGGUCUUUGGAUGUGAUAGAUAUCAUGAACUGGGUCCGGAUUGUUGGGAAGAUUAUGGACAAGUCUGUCAUGUACUCUGAUAAGGCUUAUGAGAUCAUGUUUGCGAAGCUUAUCUCUUUGGAUAGGCCAUGCAUUUCUGAAGUUGCCAACGUCCUGGGCCUAAGCCUCGCUGUGAAGCCCAAGGAGCAGAUCGAACAGGAAUAUUCCCUUCCAGAAGUUCCCGAAGAAGGUGAUGAAAGGGGUUGGAAGCGUAUGGCGUCGCUGAUGUUCCUUCCGAAAGCCUCCGGACCUGGGGCUUACUUGCGCCUAUUGUGACCUCUAGAACAGGCGAAAAGGAGAGACGAUGUAUAGGGGCGGAGGUACCACAAAAAGUUUUGGGAAAAUAGACGGUUUGUUACAGUCGAUAGAUACACGAAUGAGAUAGAGCGACUGGUUUAUGAAUUUAUUUAACUUUCCGCCACAUUCCUAUAAAUGCCUAGGUAGUGGAUUUAGUUGGCCUUGCCUCCCACUUGAUCCAGGACGUAUGGUUCACCGUCAAUUUUCUUCCAAAUCGGGUCACUCUUAAGCCUCAUAUACCAUUCGUGGAUUACAGGAUGGACUUCUGUCCAUUUUUUCGCGAAAACCUAGUACAUGUUAGCUUACUCAGAUAUACAGACAAUAUUUAGGCAGCGUAGAUAGGG
This is a messenger RNA of Hypoxylon trugodes, 1956 nucleotides long. RefSeq lists its product as uncharacterized. The coding region runs from base 86 to 1591 and encodes 501 amino acids. The transcript has a single exon. The record is from RefSeq and is a predicted model, not a curated record. Lineage: Eukaryota; Fungi; Ascomycota; Sordariomycetes; Xylariales; Hypoxylaceae.